AUGGCUAAGCGUUUGAUUCCGACAUUCAAUCGCAUAUUGGUGGAGAAAAUAAUCCCUCCUUCCAAAACCAACUCUGGAAUUCUUCUUCCUGAGAAAACCUCCAAGCUGAACUCUGGGAAAGUUGUUGCGGUGGGUCCUGGAGCUCGUGACAAAGAUGGCAAGGUUAUUCCUGUUGCUUUGAAGGAAGGAGACACUGUUCUUUUGCCGGAAUAUGGAGGCACUGAAGUGAAACUUGGUGAAAAAGAGUAUUUUCUGUAUCGAGAUGAAGAUAUCAUGGGAACUCUUCAUUACUGA
Molecule: messenger RNA, 294 nt
Organism: Dovyalis caffra
Lineage: Eukaryota; Viridiplantae; Streptophyta; Magnoliopsida; Malpighiales; Salicaceae
Source: the annotation of a GenBank genome assembly